This is a messenger RNA of Cooperia oncophora, 849 nucleotides long. The record is from the annotation of a GenBank genome assembly. NCBI's taxonomy places the organism in Eukaryota, Metazoa, Nematoda, Chromadorea, Rhabditida, Trichostrongylidae.
CUGAAAUCUGAGAUUAGGGAACAUUCUGGACCUAUUCAAAACAUAACCAUUCUACCAUCUCCUAAAAUAAGUGUCAUUUUUAGCACCACACGAAUCCCAAAAGCGACGCCAAUAUUCAAAAGGAUCGAUUUUGAUGAUCGAUUGGAGCAUCUCUGCGAUGACAAGAAACCGUCAUGGAAAUUAUGGCAGGAAAGCGUCAAGGAGUCCUAUCAUAAGGCAAAACGAUCAGUAGAACGGAGUAAAGAUGAAUCGCAAUUCCUUGAGUCGACAUUGUCCCGAACGAGAAAGAGCCGUGCUGAAAGUCCUUUCAGGCAUCUUGACACGGACACUGGAUUUAUUCCAAGCGUCAGAUCCCAAAGUAGUGUCUUUGCCCCGUCUUUAGCAGAUCGAUCAAUGCUGGCAUCGACUUCUACCAGUGGCCGUAGCUAUGCAGCUGGCUCUGGUCCAUAUGCUGCACCGGCGCUGUCGUUUUCUCAAGGAAUGGAGUCACGAUAUGAGCAACGAGCUAACGACGUUGAAGCAAUGUUGCUGAAAACAGCACCGCUACCGACACGCAUGAAGAUUACCGCAAAGGAAUUUCGUAACGCUCCUGCUCCGUCAGCAGGAUCGGCAUCUGAACGUGACGACUACGAUUUUUCUGUGUACUGCCCCAAGCCGUACUACUCACGCCCCAACCGAGAUGAUCCGGAUUAUUUCGACUUCGAUUUACAACAUUCCGUAGACUUAUUCAAACGACCAGAAGGAAAGUACACUCCACGAGGACCGCAGGAAUGGGAGAAGAAAUUGCUUGGCGAGGUUAGCGCCAAGGGCUCAACCCCUGUAUCUGGUUAUAUGUUCACCAAGGUAUGA